Molecule: messenger RNA, 2813 nt
Organism: Cucurbita moschata (crookneck pumpkin)
Lineage: Eukaryota; Viridiplantae; Streptophyta; Magnoliopsida; Cucurbitales; Cucurbitaceae
Product: transcription factor bHLH49-like
Exons: 9
Coding region: 463-2004 (513 amino acids)
Biological process (GO): regulation of DNA-templated transcription
Cellular component (GO): nucleus
Molecular function (GO): DNA-binding transcription factor activity; protein dimerization activity
Source: RefSeq, a predicted model, not a curated record
CAGCAGCAGCAGCCGUGGUUUAAUGAUCAAGAGCGCUCAUUUUCAUGCAAGUCUUGUUAUAAAUGCACAAAGCUUUACCAUUGUGGCUUCCCUUUCACCCAUUUCUUUGAAUAUAUUUACACUCCCUCUCUCUCUGUUGCUAUAAAAUCUUCCUUUUCUGUGUGAGCGUCUCUGUGAGGCGCGACAGAAGCAGGGGCUGAGAGGCUCUGAGCUGAAAACUGAAAAGGGGGUUCGAACAUGAAGGCGAAAUUCAAUGGAGUUUAUUUGAAGAACAGUUUGAAUGAGCUAUGAAGUACUGAAAAUGGUACAUUAUCUGAAAUGGUUUCAAGCUUCACAUUCUUCCACCACCGCAUCUAAUUUCUUGAAUUGGGUGCGUUUGUUUAAGGCUAUUUCUUGUGAAAACCCCAUAGAUUCUGCUUGGAGUGAGUAGCAAUUGUAAAGGUUGAGUGGCUUAUACAUCUAAUGGAUAUUGGCGGCGGAGAUCAAUUUAGAGUAGAAAGUAGCCCACAGGAUUGUAUGUCUUUGGAUAUGGCUGGUUGUUCUUCUUCCACUGCUCAUGUGGUUGAGUCAUUUAGCUCUACCAUUUGGGAACAAGCAGCUAAUUCUCAAAACUUGGGACUCCUCGAAGAACAUAACAUAUGUAGAACUUCAAACGACAUAGCAAUUAACAAGACCAUUGGCUGUCCUAUUCCUUUGAGCAGUGACAAUGACAAAACACUUGAUAUCAGCUGGAGCUUGUCCAAUAAUAUGUUGAAAGGGGGAGGUUACCUUAAUGCAAUCCCGCCGAGCUUAUCUCAACUUCCAGCUGAUUCUUCGUUUAUUGAGCGUGCAGCCAGGUUCUCCUGGUUUAGUGGUGGAAAUUUUGGUGAUGUUACUGGACAUUUUGAUAUUCCUGAGCCUAUGGACGUUUUUUCUAGAGGUAUGGGAGUAGUAAUGCCUGAGAGACAGGAGGAUGUUCCUAGACGAAACGGGUUAGGUUCGGUAUCUCGAGCCGGAGGACGAUUCCAGGGAAAUACGGUUAACAGUGAAGCUUCCAAGCCUGUUUCUUUGCAUAAUGCAGCACAUGGAAGCCUUUUGAAAUUGGACGAUUGUUGUAAACAUGCUGUUGAUGGUUCUGCUAAUGAAUCUGAGCUUAGCGGUGGCGAUGGUUCGGGUGAGCCAUGCACGUUAGAGGUUGCAGGUAAGGAAGUUUCUGCUAAGGGCAUCGCUGCAAAGAAAAGGAAAAGGAGUGGACAGAAGGCUGAACUUGAUCAAGUCAAUGGACCUCUGCAACAAACUAGUGUUGCAGCUCAGGAUAAUACUGAAUCUCAGCUAAAGGGAGAUCAAAACCCGAGCUCGACCGCAAACAAGGGUACAGUAAAGCACGGUAAACAGGCGUCUCAACCUUUAGAUCCACCAAAGGAAGAGUAUAUUCAUGUUCGAGCUCGAAGAGGCCAGGCGACAAACAGCCAUAGUCUUGCAGAAAGGGUAAGGAGGGAGAAAAUCAGUGAGAGGAUGAAAUUUCUUCAAGAACUAGUGCCUGGUUGCAGCAAGGUGACUGGGAAGGCAGUGAUGCUCGAUGAAAUCAUUAACUAUGUUCAGUCUCUGCAACGACAAGUCGAGUUUUUAUCAAUGAAACUCGCUACCGUCAAUCCAAGGUUGGAUAUUAACAUCGAUGAACUUCUAGAGAAAGAUAUUCUUCAAUCUCGAGCUGGUCCCUCGUCGACAUUGGGAUUUCCUUCACGCAUGCCCAUUGCUUGUCCCCCGCCUCAUGUCUCUCAUCGUGGACUUAUCCCAGUCAGUUUCCCUGCCAUAGCGAGCUCCGAGACGUUAAGAAGAAGCACAAUAAGUUCCCAGAUGACGCCGAGGUCCGGGGUAUAUAAGGAGCCGACUCAGAUAAAGAACAUGUGGGAUGGUGAACUCCAUAACAUUGUGCAGAUGAGCUUUGGGAUGUCCACUGCCCCUAAUGGUUUAGCAGCUGAAGGAUCUGAUUCACCAGGCAAUACAAAAGUUGAACAACACUGAAAGUUCUUUUUAAAUGCCAUGAACCAUUUCUGCUUCAUGUACAGGUACAUUACUAUUAGUACUAUACGAGAUACUUCGCCACGAACUAUUUCUACUUCGUGGUUGUGCGAAAUAUACCAUUACCGUACUUGAAGCUGUGAUACUCGAGCUGGUAACCGAGGCAGAACAUCAGCUCCCGAGUCCCGACAAUCGCCAAGAACUCAAUGACCUGAUAGAGAAGCAGUUUCUGUUCUUGUUGGUUCGGAUUCUAGGCGAGUGCUUGCCUUGGUCAAUGUUUAGAGGCCGAGGAUUCGAUGUCUGGAAACCGAGGAACAGCUGAUAAACACAGCUGAUAGUGUCUGAGCUGAAGUGGGUUGGCUGUAAUUUUUACAAUUCUGUAGAGGGAACUUGUUUAGUUAGUGUUAAAGGAUUUGAGUUUUGACGUUGAGAUCAAUGAAAUGUCUGUAUCUUGGUAAAGAACUUGAUGAGUUUGUUAUUACUGCUUUCUUCUGCAUCAAGCAUGAAAGAAUCUUUGGCAUGGGUGGUGGAAGUCGUUCGGUCCGUUGCUUGAAUGAAGAAGACACCCGAUUGACCCGACUUUGUCAAAUGCCCACCGUCGGCCCUGAUCCUUUAUGGGUUUGGAUUUUGUGCUUCGUUUCCGUGCUUCUUUCUGUGUCCUGAUGUCAUUUACUGUCAUGUCUUCAAUUUGCUCUGGUUCGAUGUAACCUUCCAAAACCAUCUCUUGUACGUGGUCGUAGAUUCGAACCUUUCACUUGUGAUGAUUGUUGUUAUCAUGCUUAAGUUGAUAACGAUAUAAAAGAUGUUGUGAA